AUGCCGCAUGGGGUUUACUGCCUCUCUCACUCUCACUCUCACUUUCUCUGCUCUCUCUCACUCUCCACACUCACCCUUGAGGCCAAGGAUCGUGAGAAGGCGAUACGUCAGUCCGCAGGAACAAGCGCGACUUCUGGGGCCGCGAGAACAGCACCAAUGGCCACCAGAGGAGCCAGAGGAGGGGCGCCUAGCUUGACCAACUGUUCACCCUGCCACGCACCACACAAACUUGCCUCUCAGUGGAGAUAUAAACGGUCAAUGCUAGGCCCCCGGACGAGAGGAAUUGCCGCCAGCUUAUGGCGAAAAGAGUUCGACGCUCCGACUUCCCUCACGGUCCUUGUGGGACCUGUCUCGGUCUGCAGUAGAUUGCUCGUCAUCAUGGAUCUGUCCCAGACAUGUCUUUUACAUGACACUUGCUAUUCCGGGCGUUGGAAAUGCAUUCCUCUGAAGGUUCUCACAGCAAAUCUUCCAGCGGGGCCGCCAAUGACGCCACCCGACGGACCCUUGAAAAAGAGACUAAAAAAAAUGAGAAAAGUCGAGGCCUGUAGGCUUGCCGGAGCAAAUGCAAAAAAAGCGGCCAGCAUCACGUGGUCCAUGCCAUCCAACAAUAUGAUGAUCAAAUGGUCGCCUCUCAAUGACCCACGUGGAUUUGUUUUGAUGGAUCACGAACUGCCGGGAAUAGCCUCACUCACUCACUUAUUCACUCACUCACCUGCCACGGUCCUCAGCACUUCUUCACUCAUCGGCCACUGUCUCAUUCCGUCAGUCUCAAACCUGUACUACCUAGAUCCUCAAUCGCCCUUUCAAAGCGACACCAUCAUAAGAUGGCCGACGCUCGCUGCUGCACGGCCGCUUGCAGACCUCGUCGCAUUCCAUCUUCACAACCUCACCAUCAAUCCAGGAAAACACACCUGGACCUUGACGCUGAAAACAGGGGAUUCUUUGUUUUUCAUCAGCAUUCCUCAUCCUCGUCAAUCUGAAUCUCGACCCGACCUCCAUGAUCCUUUCCUGGUGAUGCUCAGCUCAAUCAUCAACUCAACUGUCAUGAUCACUCCGCGCAACUACUGGCACUGCGAGUACCCUUCACACCCAUUAGCACACCCAAUCAGACUCACAGAAGCAUCAUCGGCACUCACAGUCAUUGACCUUGACACACGUGAACGAACUCGCGCACUACCCCAAGAAUGUCAGCACUCAGCUCAGUCUCCUCAUCACCCCGUGGCAACAUACCGCAGUGCCGUCCCGGAUCCUCCGGCUGCCGUGGUCGUUGUCGCUGCCGCCGUGGAGGUUCGCAGCGUCGUAGAUGCGCGGCUCGUCGUCGCAGAGACCGUCGCAGCAGCGGAUGAGCUCACCGGCGUCUAG
Messenger RNA from Colletotrichum lupini, 1362 nucleotides. RefSeq lists its product as uncharacterized. Bases 1 to 1362 code for a protein of 453 amino acids. The record is from RefSeq and is a predicted model, not a curated record. The transcript has 9 exons. Lineage: Eukaryota; Fungi; Ascomycota; Sordariomycetes; Glomerellales; Glomerellaceae.